CAGUAACUCUGCUGGAGCAAGCAGGGUUGCAGGACUUGUUUUUACGUCAGGUUCAGGAACAGCGAAUGGAAAGAGAACACCCCACCCACAUUUCCUCACUUUUUUCCUAAACUUUUUUCCUGCGGUCCCCCACACCCUUCUCCCCCCUUUUUUUCUUAAACACUUAAAACCGAACUUAAAUAUGGGAAGACCCCUUGUCCUUUUGGGUAACACGGAGUCAUGAUUCUCCUUUAAAUUCUUUCUUGUCUGGAUCUGCCACUGGCAUCAACAGCAGCACCGCUGCUGCUUCUUGAUGUUGUGAUCUGAAACACGCAUGCGCCCGGUAUUGGAAUUACUGCACUGGCGAGAACAACUUAGACCUCGUCAAGUCUUCACUAAAAGAAACCGAAAACCAUAUAAUUUUAAAAUUGCAGCCGUACGCGCAAGAGGGAUGAGGACGACGUGUGUCUUGCUGAUCUUCUUCAUGGCAGCUGUGAUGCGCGCUCAAAGUGCCAGUGUAAAUGACCCUAGCAAUAUGCCUUUGGUCAAAGAAACGGUGGACAGACUGUUAAAAGGUUAUGAUAUACGACUGAGGCCAGAUUUCGGAGGUCCUCCAGUUGGAGUGGGAAUGAAUAUAGACAUAGCCAGCAUAGACAUGGUGUCAGAAGUCAACAUGGACUACACAUUGACAAUGUACUUCCAGCAGGCCUGGCGAGACAAGCGGCUGUCCUACUCAGAGAUCCCCCUCAAYCUGACCUUAGAUARCCGGGUGGCUGACCAGCUCUGGGUCCCCGAUACCUACUUCCUCAAUGACAAGAAGUCGUUUGUUCAUGGUGUCACAGUGAAAAAUCGAAUGAUCCGACUGCAUCCGGAUGGCACCGUGUUGUAYGGCCUAAGAAUUACAACCACAGCUGCUUGUAUGAUGGACCUAAGAAGGUAUCCACUAGACGAGCAAAACUGCACUCUGGAAAUAGAGAGUUAUGGUUACACCACUGAUGACAUUGAAUUCUACUGGCGAGGAGGAGACAACGCUGUGACAGGGGUGGACAAGAUCGAACUGCCCCAGUUCUCUAUUGUGGAUCAUAAACUUAUCUCCAAGAAUGUUGUCUUCUCCACAGGUUCUUAUCCACGUCUUUCCCUGAGUUUCAAGCUAAAGAGGAAUAUUGGAUAUUUCAUCUUGCAAACAUACAUGCCUUCUAUACUUAUCACCAUUCUGUCCUGGGUCUCUUUCUGGAUCAACUACGAUGCCUCUGCAGCCAGAGUGRCUCUAGGUAUUACCACGGUGCUCACCAUGACAACCAUUAACACCCACCUGAGAGAAACCCUUCCCAAAAUUCCUUAUGUCAAGGCCAUAGACAUGUACCUCAUGGGCUGCUUUGUGUUUGUCUUCCUGGCUCUGCUGGAGUAUGCUCUGGUGAACUACAUCUUCUUUGGCCAGGGCCCUCAGCGUCAGAAAAAGGCUGCUGAGAAGACAGCAAUGGCAAACAAUGAAAAGAUGAGGAUGGAUCCAAAUAAGUGGCUUGUGGGAAACGUGGUUGGCAGAGAUGAUACUCUGUACGCAAGAAUGAAACAAAGAGACCUUGCAGGUCAUGAUUCAAUGUGGGAGCCAAUCUUUAUGGAUGACGCAGCAAUUGGGCUUGGAGAUCAAAAAAACAAGAUGGACACACAUGAAAACAUCCUCUUGGGCACUCUGGAUAUCAAGAAUGACAUGGGUGUUACAGAGCUGGCUCUGGGUCUCAAUGACCCGCGAAAUACCAUGUUAACAUAUGACAGCUCAAAUCUGCAAUAUCGCAAAUCAGGGCUGACAAGGCACAACUUUGGGCGAAAUGCACUGGAGCGCCACAUGACUCAAAAGAAAAGCCGACUUCGGAGGCGGGCCUCUCAGUUAAAAAUCACCAUCCCGGACUUGACUGAUGUAAACUCUAUCGACAAAUGGUCCCGAAUGAUCUUCCCAACUGUUUUUUCCUUCUUCAACAUUGUUUACUGGCUCUACUAUGUAAAUUAAAGACAAACAGGACAUGAGUGAAAUCAAGCACAUCACAGGUAAAUAAGAAUUUAACGUUUGUAUUUGAGUGACUUCAUAUUUAUGUUCUCUUGUAAAGCAGAUGGAUUUGCUGUAUUCGGGACUGGAUCCAUGAUUCUGGGAGCACAAUCUUUGCUGGCUAACACACGAAAACCUUAUGGAAAAGAGAUUACAUACUUAUAAGGUGCCUGUUCCUGAACAUUUGUUUAUACUGUUGUCUGUUUUCUUUUUAUUGAAUAUCUUAACAUCUCUUGGUCUGUUUGUUUUUAACCAUUAAGUCAAUAUUUAUUUAAAGUACACGUCAUUAACAAUGCUAGACAUAAACUUAUAAAAAAAACAAUUUCAAAAAUGUUUACUUUCACUGAGACUGCUUAAAAAUGAUGAAAAUGACAAAGUCUACAGGGUUAUCUCACAAUAAUCAUGUCAAAGACUAUAGGCUAUCACUGAUCUAAUUGCAUGAACUUGCUAAAAAAAUACUGUAAAAAUGCUUAAUGAAAAUAUAUUGUAUGAUAUAAAGUUAAMAUUUUUAUAACACCGUGAUUUUUAAAACUUUUUAUAAUGUAAUAAAUUGAUAGCACUACAAAACUGUAUUUUCCUGACAUUUUU
Molecule: messenger RNA, 2608 nt
Organism: Poecilia reticulata (guppy)
Lineage: Eukaryota; Metazoa; Chordata; Actinopteri; Cyprinodontiformes; Poeciliidae
Gene: gabrb2b
Product: gamma-aminobutyric acid type A receptor subunit beta2b
Biological process (GO): monoatomic ion transmembrane transport
Cellular component (GO): membrane
Molecular function (GO): GABA-A receptor activity; extracellular ligand-gated monoatomic ion channel activity
Source: RefSeq, a predicted model, not a curated record